AUGGCCAGUUUAUCUGCAGCCAAGUUAUUGUAUGACUCAGGACUGGAUGUUGUAGUCUUAGAAGCCCAAGGCAGGGUUGGAGGCAGAACUUACACAGUAAGAAAUAAGCAUAUCAAGUAUGUUGACUUGGGAGGAGCAUAUGUGGGACCCACACAAAAUCGUGUAUUACGGCUGUCUAAGGAGUUAGGACUAGAGACUUACAAAGUGAACGAAGUUGAGCAUCUUAUUCAUCAUGUCAAUGGCAAAUCUUAUCCCUUCAAGGGGCCUUUCCCUCCAAUGUGGAAUCCCAUUACUUAUUUGGACUAUAACAAUCUAUGGAGGACAUUGGAUGAAAUGGGGAAAGAGAUUCCUAAUGAAGCUCCAUGGAAAGCACCACAUGCAGAGGAAUGGGACAAAAUUACCAUGGAACAGUUGCUAGAUAAAGUGUGCUGGACGAAUGCUGCCAAGAGAUUUGGUACUCUGUUUGUGAAUGUUGAUGUUACCUCUGAGCCACAUGAGGUUUCUGCUCUCUGGUUCCUGUGGUAUGUCAAACAGUGUGGAGGUACAGCCAGAAUAUUUUCAACAACCAAUGGAGGCCAGGAGAGAAAGUUCAUUGGAGGCUCUGGACAAAUUAGUGAAAAAAUUAUGGAAUAUCUGGGAAAACGAGUUAAAUUAGAGAAGCCUGUAACAUAUGUUGAUCAGACUGGUGGAAACGUGAUAGUAGAAACAUUGGGCCACGAAAGAUAUGAGGAGGCCUUACUCGCAGUCACUUAUGUCUUGGUCACUUAUUUUAUAGACUAUUUCAAUGUGCUUUUCAUCCUUGCCCGAAAGUGUAGAAGACUGAUUAAUCUCACCAAGGAAGAAAGGAAAACACAGAUCUGUGAGCUCUAUGCAAAGGUGCUGGGAACACAAGAAGCCUUACAUCCAGUGCACUAUGAAGAGAAGAAUUGGUGUGAAGAGCAAUAUUCUGGAGGAUGCUAUACAGCUUAUUUUCCACCUGGGAUUAUGACUCAGUAUGGAAGGAUUCUUCGUGAGCCAGUUGGGAGGAUCUUCUUUGCAGGUACUGAAACAGCUUCAGAAUGGAGUGGCUACAUGGAAGGUGCUGUUCAGGCUGGAGAAAGAGCAGCCAGAGAGGUACUACAGUCGAUGGGAAGAUAUUCAGGAGAAAUAUGGAAAUCUGAACCAGAAUCACCUGAUGUGCCAGCCCUGCCAAUAAUUGCAACAUUUUGGGAAAGGAAUUUGCCUUCUGUUCCUGGACUACUGAAAUUGAUGGGGUUCUCUGUUUUCUUUACAUCAGUGGCUGCAGCUGGGCUCUUUGCCUGUAAAAAGGAUCUCUUAGUGCGAAACUGAAAACAGAUGUGCUAAUAGGAAACUAUACAAUUUGGUUUGCAAAUUUAUAUACAUUAAUACAAUCAUUUCCCUCUCAUUUAGACUAGGGGUCCUCAACCUCUGGGCUGCAGCCCACUACUGGGCCAUGGCCUAUUUGGAGCUGGGCCACAUGACCAGCAGCCAGCACAUGUGUGCAUACUGCUUGACUUGUGUGAGCAGCGGGCUGACACGUUUGCGCGCGCACACACACAGUUCAACUUGCACAAGUCAAGCUGUGCACAUGUGUGUGGGCUGGCCGGCCACUUGCACAAGUCAAGCUGCAUGCCUGUGCCCCGACCUGCCACUCAAACUGCCUGGUUCCCCUCUCCCCACUCCCAGGUAGGCUGCAGCUACAAAGGCUGGGGACCACUGAUUUAGACUAUUGAUUGCAAUUAUCUUUAUUUUUCCUGUUCAAGAUGUCUUGAAAAUUGUUAUAGAGUUCAUCAUCCAUUUCCAAAGGCAGUACACAAGUUGGCUACUAUAAAAAUAAUAUAGUUGCCUGGAAUCCAAUUACAGGUGUAAUUGGAUUCCAGGCAGUCCUCAAGCUAUUCAUUUGGCAACCAUAGAGACUCUGCAGCAUCUCCUGUCCCUCUCCCCAUCCCCAUCCUGCCUGGGAAUCUACAUUUCUUCAAGAAAGAAACCAAAAAAAAAAAAAAAGCUGGGACAGAUUUGUUGAUCUUUCUUCCCCCACCAUUAGAGGCUGAAACUGCAUGCCUAGAAAGAGGGGGACAAAACCGGCAAAUUAGUUACUUUGAUGAGUGAGGAAGAAUAUUGUAGAGAAAGGGAAGGAAGCAAGUAAAGAAAAUCUUUUUGCAGCUUAUUUAUCUUCAGGAACUAAAGAAAAAAUUCAGUUCAAAAGGAAAAAAAUGUGCAGCACAAAUGUGCAGCAAAUGGCCAUGGGAGAAGUUGGGUCCUAAUGGGAGUCAGAUAGGCAGCAAAAACCAAACACCCAAAAAUGUUACUUAUGAGCUAUCUUUGAAAUUAUGACUGCUACACACAAGCACACACAUGCAGUCAUGUGAUUGCAUUUCACACAUUUGGUAAUCAGCUGCAUAUAUGAUCAGUUGCAGUAUCCUGUGGUCACAUAACCAGUUUGUGAUGUUUUUGCAGAUUUCUGUGUUUUUGCUGAUUAGUAACUAUGGUGACUCACUUUAUGAGAGUCACCAAUAAAAUUGAGUUAGGUGACAUGGUAAUUCACUUAACGAUUGCAACAACUUAUAACCAAAAUUCCAGGAUCGGUUAUGGUGGUUAAGUGAGGAUUACUUGCAUAUCUUAAACAGUUAUCCCAUUAUUUAGAAUCAGUGAAGAGCAAAUGGAAGAAUUUUUGAAUCUCUACAUGGCCUAUGAAACAGCUGUCUAGGAUUUUACUAACUUUUUAGGGUGUCAAGAAAUAUCUUUCAUAUUCUUUUUUUCUCAAAUAUGAUAAAUGAAUAUAUGUUGACUUUUUAAAAAUUCGAAUACCUUUUCUCAGGAUUAUAAUAUCCUUCUUAAAAAUAUAAUCACUCCCUUGCUUAGGAAGUGACAGACAUAAAGAGAUGUAAUUUUGAAAAAUGUUUAGCUAUAGUAUUAGAAUGUUUUUCCCUUGUCUUCUGCUUCCUCCAAAAUGCUUUUGGAUGAGAUCCCCUUCAUUUCCUACCUGACAUUAAUGUAUUAUGAUAGAUUGAAAGGAUUUCUUAAUAUCAUGUUUUGGCUCGCUCCUCAUUUGAUAAUAUUCAAGUGGCUGGUAGAAGCAUGCACUGGAGGAAAGGGCCCUAAGGCCAUUAUUCAUUCUGCGGCAGAAAAUGGGACAGAUCUCUUAAAUAAUGUGUUAGUUAACCAUAGAAAUUAAUAGGAAAUUAAGAAUGUUGGUUUUCUCCUUCAGAAAGUGAGUAACCUCUUGCAAAGUUUGGUUAUACUGUUUGCAGGAUCUUUUCAGUCUUUUUCAGGAUCAGGACUGCUGCUUAAAGGGUUAAAAGUCAGAAUAAGCUGCAGCCCAGAAAUAGUUAUCUUGCUUUUUGACUCAGAGUAUCCAGAUUUUGCACAUUCCUAUUUUAGGAUUACUUCUUCCUAACAGUUCCACAAUUUCUAAAGAGUGUGCUGUAUAAUAUUUUUUACUGAUAUAAAAUACCAUAAACAAAGGAGCAUAAUGUAUGCCUUCUACUGCUGUUGUUUGUCUGAUAUAUAUUCUUACUAUUUCAUAAUUUUGUGAGCCUUUUGUGAUUACAAAGAAAAGAACAAUACUUCAGGAUUCUCUCCAGGAUCCAAUUUCAGGUAGAUAAAAAUCCUUUUCCCCGUUAGCUUUCCUUCCUAACACUUCAUCAGUAGACUCUAUUGGAGACUUUUUCUAUGUUCUUUCAAGAAUCAGGAGCAGCUUUUAAAAGGAGAGAUCUCUCUACCUCCCAAUUCUGUGGCUUAUGAAUUAAGUCUGCAGAAGAUUUAGAGUUUUUGAGAAAGAGAAAAGUUGAUUUUAUUUCUAAAAAAAUGUUUUGGUUAUACUGCUAUGUAUAGAUUUAUAUCAAUGAAGUGAUUUGCACAUAUAACAAACCUCUAAGGUAGAUUUGUCCUCUUUCUAUUUGACUCUUCUUGGAUUGUCCUUCUCAGAUGAUUGCAUCUGAGGGACUGCAGACUUCAUAGAAAGCAAUUUCAUUGAAAUGGCUCUCAUUUUGAAUAAAGAUACUUGGAAUUGCACUGUUUAGUAUUUUUAAAUUAAGUACUCUAGUAAUCAGAUGCUAAAUACUGAAACAUAUUUAAUAAAAGUGUGCCUUCUCAGGAUCACACUAAAGUCUUCAUUUAAUAAGUAGCAUUAUAACACUUUUUUUCUCAGUCUCUUUCUCAUAAAAAGUAAUAGUGUAGAUCAGGACUCAAGAAAUUUAAGAGAACCCAUUUUUCACUUGGGGGUAGGAGUAAGGAAGAAGCCUCUUAAUUUCAGUGAGGUGAUUUUAAUAUGCUGGUUAUAGAUAUAGAAGGUCAGGAUUAGUUUGGGUCCCAUGUUUACUUCUCAGUCUGAAAAAAGAGCAAGCAUUGUCUGUUACCAUGUAAUAAAAAUAACAUUCUAGUUUUUUAUAGCCUUAUGCCCUUUAAUGGCUUGAGGACUAACAGUAACUUUAGAAGAUGGCUGAAAUCUGGGAAUUUCAAGAAUUAUCUGCAGAGUGCCAGGCUAGAGGAGUCUGGGCUAUCCCAUGGUAUGUUCUGACUAGCAGAGGCUUUCCAAAGUCUCAAACACAGGAUUCUCUCAGGUCUGUUACAUGAAAUGUUACUCGUAACAUAAAAGUUACACAAGAUGGACCUUGAAGUCCUAGUAGACAGUCACUUAAAUAUGAGUCAGCAGCGUGUGAUAGCAACCAAAAAAGGCUAAUGCAAUUCUUGGUUGUAUAAAUAGAGGCAUAGAAUCAAAAUCUAUUAUUAUUAUAGACGUAUUAGUACUGCUUUAUAAAGCCUUAGUAAGGCCACAGCUGGAAUACUGCAUCCAGUUUUGGUUACCACAUUACAAAAAAGGUGUUGAAACGUUGGUAAAAGUGCAAAGAAGAGCAACUAAGAGGAUUAAAGCUGGGAGACUAAAACAUAUGACAAAUGGCUGCGGGAUUUGGGUUUGGCUAGUCUAGAGAAAAAAAGGACUAGGGUGGAUAUGAUAGCAGUAUUCCAGUAUUGAGAGGCUGCCACAAACAGGAGGGGGUCAACUUAUUUUUCAAAGCACCUGAAGGCAGGGCAAGAAACAAUGGAUGGAAACUAAUCAAAGAGAGAAGCAACCUGAAAUUAAGAUGAAAUUUCCUAACAGUGAGGACAAUUAAGCAGUGAAACAGGUUGCCUUCAGAAGUUGUGGGUGCUUCAUCACUGGACGUUUUUAAGAAGAGACUGGACAGUCACUUGUCUGAAACAGGGGGCUGGACUAGAAGAUCUUCAAGGUUCCUUCCAGCUCUAUUCUGUUUGAUUGAUUGGUUGAAAUCAUUUUAAAUAAACCAGAAAAAAAAUGCAAAGGAAAGCAUCAAAGUAAACUUUAUCAAAACUGGCAUUGUUUUGUGCCUCUUUCUUCCCUCUCUUAAAUACCCACCAUAAGCAACAAAUGGAAUAACAUCACAGCUUUAGUGAUGACAUCAUAGCAUUAUUAUCUCAGAGAACUUCCUACUGUCUGCAAAUGACAUGAGAUAGUAGUGAAAUGUACAACUGUUGAUGUCACUGAAUAUAUUAAUGAAAUUAGAUAACAACCCAGAUGUUUGGUAUGCAGACAUAAUCUUGGAGUUUCUUAUAAUAUCAAUUUGGAUAUAAAUAAAGAGCAUUCAGUUACCAAGGAAUUGUUGCACAUUUGCUAAAAUUUUAAAUUUUGAACAAACUACUUGAAGAGUACGAUAGUUUGUGCUUUUGUUCUUCUAUAAUGCCACAAGAAAAGACAUGGUGGUAGGAAAUUCUGGCAUUUGUGUACAUCAAGACAUCAGGAGGUUGGCAAAGGCUACACUUAAUAAGCAGUUGUCUAUAAUGAAUAUGACUAUGAGUAAGAAUGCAACCUUUAAAUUCUUGGGAGGAGUUGAACUGAGGAACUCAGAUAUAACUCUCAUGAUUAAAUAGGAUUGUAUUUAGGAAGUCUGCUUCAUUUGUAGCUAAGCUCUAAGACGGCAGUUAUAAAAAUCCACUCCCAACAUUGCUUCCCCCUUCCCCACAUGCAUUAAAAUAUAUGACAAAUACUGAGAACAUAUUUCCUUAUUCAUUUUAUUUGUCAUUUUCUUCCUCAUUUCAUGAGAUGGGUGAAAGCUGAAAUUAACAAAGAAAAUGAAAUUGCUGAGCAAUUUUUUUUUUUAAAAAAAAUUAGCUCUUAGUUUUGGAUGUAGUUUGGAUUGUAUAAACUGACCUAAUCUAUGGGCUUUGCUGGAAGAUCCUGCUUUAGGCAAAAGGCUGAACUGAUUGAAGUUCUGGCCUUCCUAACUAUGUUUUUAUAACAUUUCUCAGAAGCAAGUCCAAUACUUCAGUGGUAAUUUAUAUUGCAAUCCAAUGCAAGAGUCAAAGGAACAGAAAGAAUACAAAAGGUUGAUGUGGGGAAACCAAAGGCAAAAGUUCAUCAACUGCUUGGCCUUGUUUCUUGUUUGAAAAGAACAAAAUCAGAAGCUGGCCUGGAUCUAAAGAUAGCUUCUCUCUCACUUUCCCUGCAGUCAGGCAAUUCGCCUUUCAGAACUGCUAGAAGAGCAGGGCUUUACUUGGGAUGAGCAGAACCAGCUAACCUGCUUCCUGGCAGUUCUUUGAUUCUAGAAAUAAUUUAGAUAUCCUUGGAUUAUCCUAAACUGUUAGACUUAAGAAAAACAGAUUCUAAUGUUUGUUUCAUCCUGCUAUUUUUUAACUACCAUAACAAAGAAACACACACAUCCACACAAUUGUAUUAUUUAUUUUAUAAAAUUUUAAAAGCAGAAACUAAUUAAUGAUUGGGAGAAAAUAAAUGGAGAAGAGUUAAAAAGAGUGUUUGGAAAAUUAUAGCCUCUGUGAAGAAAGGAAAGGAAAGAAAGGAAAGGAAAGGAAAGGAAAGGGAAGGGAAGGGAAGGGAAGGGAAGGGAAGGGAAGGGAAGGAAGGAUGAGAAGAAAUAUAGCCUGAAAACUAACUGAAGGAGGAACAAAGUAGAAUAGGAAUGAGGAUAAUAUCACCAAACAUACAUUGGUUAUAGUUUGUUUACAGGAGGCAGUGAUAUUACAACCUGGGAGCAAAAUUUGAAGGGCAAUGAAGUAUAAUUUUAAGUAAUACCAUGUAUAAAUUUUGUCAUUGUUGCCAUUUCUCAUGGUAUUGCCAUUCAUCCAGAAGGCUACAGUUGGAUUGAUCCUAAGCUUCAUUAACAGAAAUAUUAAUUACUAAAUCUGAUAUUCUCCCUUCCUUACCAAGGUUUUUAUGUGAAGCAUCAAAAGGUUUUAAUUCUUGUUCCUGAUUUUGAUAGUUGUCACGAUGACAACAAUCUUUGCAAUAUAAUUGAACUCUUAAACUAUAUAUUGCAGCAAAGCUUCAUGGAAAUUUUGGAAACAAGGGUAAAAUAGGUUAGAAACAUCUAUCCUACUUGGAUCAGUUAAAUAUUAUCCCAAUGUUCUCCUUUUCACAACUUUCAGGAUUUAUUUUAAGUAAAAUAAACAGUCGUACUGUUUAUUAGUCCAAUGGUGGAUUUUGAGCUAUUUUGUUCACUUGUGACAAAGCAUUUUUAAAGUAUUUAGUUUAAUCUAUAAAUCUUGUUUAUUGAAAAAAGUGUAAGAUUAUAUACAUGACAGGCAAAAAUGCAUAUGAAUUAUUAGAUCUCCAGAAGGUUCAUUCAGUCAGUCUCUUGAUGUGAAUUGGCUAGUUAAAUGUCUUCAGAAAGUUCACAGAAAAGGCAGAAUAGAGCUCUCUUUUAAAACUAAGAACAAUCACUACUUCUAAAUAACCAAUUAAUGGCAAUUAACAUAAGGAAUAAUUUAAAUAUUUUAAUAAGUGACUAUUCUUUGGCAAAUAUUAUUGGAAAUAUGUUUUUAAAACUUUCAUUGAGUGAGAAAGGUACAAUAUAUGCUGUUGUAAUUUAUUUUAAAACAAAUGGAAUUACGUCUAUAUAUUUUUCAUCAGGUUGCCCAUCUCUAUUUGACUAUAGAAUCAUCAUUUUGAUAGGUCUUGAUGGGUCAGUGUGCAAACAUUUUUUAUGUUGAAAUGUGCAUCCAGUCCUAGAAUGGACAGCAAACAAAAUCCCUAUGCAGAGUAUUGAAGCCAAGAAUUCUUGAGGGAGUCAAAUCAUGUGCUUCACAUAUGCAUGCAUGCACUCAGACUAUAAGUCACAUAUACAUGAUAAUUUUAAAAGCCACUGAUACUAUAUACUGGUAUCCUAAUUUGGAUAUGUUUUGGCUAAAAUAUGCACCAAGAAACUAGCACAUUUAAUUUCUGCCGAGUCUCUUUUUCUCUAUUCAAAGAAAGUGCUCACAGCCCACAAUGUAAGAAAAACUUGGGUAAAACUUUUCACUUGUAUCCAUAGCAUAUGAAGAAGCAGGUUUCUAAAACUGAAUACCCAUUUUUAAGUGAUAAAAGUAAACAUUUAUUCUAAGAAAGAGAAUUCUUCAUGUACUUAAAUUGUACUGCAAAAGCUAAUCCACAGGAGAAAGGCAGUUGUCUUUGCAAUUCUAAACAGUGCAAUUAAAAGUUACAAUUUUCCAUUAAGUAAAUUUUAUAAUUGACUAAAUGUAAUGUUCCUUCCAGCCUCUAUUCCAUAAAACUUUCUUCUGUAAUGCGUUGCCAUUCCAGAGGAAAUUAAAAAAAAUAUUCAAAAUAGGAUUUUUUUUAACUUUUAAUGAAAUACCUUGUGUCCUAAAACUGUUGUUGAGCCAUUUGCCACUCUGAUUAUUGUCAUGUUUGCCUUUUGUAAAACUAAAGUGACAGUCCAAUUGCAAGAUAUGGAUUUUGUGAUUGUGCCUUAUAUAAUUGUGCUGUUUUUCUAAAAGUGCCUCUGUGGUGAUUGUGUUCAUGAAAUCCAUUAUGUUCAUUUUCCUAUUAAAUAUGUGUUAUGUAUAUUUUUAUCUGGCACCGUGAAGUUUUUUAAACUCAUACUCAAAAGAAUAAACAUUAUCACUUUC
Ahaetulla prasina is the source of this 8877-nucleotide messenger RNA. RefSeq names its product amine oxidase [flavin-containing] B-like. Gene Ontology annotation, molecular function: oxidoreductase activity. The record is from RefSeq and is a predicted model, not a curated record. The transcript has 14 exons. NCBI's taxonomy places the organism in Eukaryota, Metazoa, Chordata, Lepidosauria, Squamata, Colubridae. Bases 1 to 1329 code for a protein of 442 amino acids.